Ochotona curzoniae (black-lipped pika) is the source of this 6687-nucleotide messenger RNA. It is a transcript of the gene TP53BP1, whose product is annotated as tumor protein p53 binding protein 1. NCBI's taxonomy places the organism in Eukaryota, Metazoa, Chordata, Mammalia, Lagomorpha, Ochotonidae. Bases 82 to 6009 code for a protein of 1975 amino acids. The transcript is spliced from 28 exons. Gene Ontology annotation, molecular function: histone binding. Gene Ontology annotation, cellular component: nucleus. The record is from RefSeq and is a predicted model, not a curated record. Gene Ontology annotation, biological process: DNA damage checkpoint signaling; positive regulation of transcription by RNA polymerase II.
CGGCGACCUGGGGAGCGAGCUGGAGGGACCUGGGGAGCGUGCAGAGACCUCUAGCUCGAGCGCCAGGGAUCUCCCACCGGGAUGCCUGGGGAGCAGAUGGACCCUACUGGAAGUCAGUUGGAUUCGGAUUUCUCUCAGCAAGAUACUCCUUGUCUGAUAAUUGAAGAUUCGCAGCCUGAAAGCCAGGUUCUAGAAGAUGUUUCUGGUUCUCACUUCAGCAUGCUGUCUAGACACCUUCCCAAUCUCCAGACGCACAAAGAGAACCCUGUGUUGGAUGUGGUGUCCAAUCCUGAGCAAACAACUGGAGCAGAACCAGGAGACGGGACCGGUGGGUUCAGCGAAUGUGUGAAAGAAGACAAAACUGCAGACCCUGCGGAUUCUUCUCAUUUGGACACGUAUGAUUCCAUUAGUCAGGUCAUUGAACAGUUACCUCAGCCCAACAGGACCAGCAGUAUUCUUGCAAUGCCAGUGGAGUCUGCUCUUACAGUGGGGGAAGCAAAGGAAGACGAUCUAGAAGAGGAGAAAAGUGAGAAAGAUUCUUCAGACGAUGGUGUGGAAGCUUUGUUCCUAGAAUCAUCACAGUUAGGCUUUGGGGUUCUGGAGCUUUCCCAAAGCCAGGAUGUUGAGGAACUUAAUGUGACAUGUGAAGUGGACAGAGAAAAACUACAAUCAGUGACCACCAACUCUGCUCCUACCAGAUUAUCUGAUGUGGAUGCAAAUACUGCAAUUAAGCAUGAAGAACAGUCCAAGGAAGAUAUCCCCAUGGCGGAACAGCCCAGCACAGACACCUCGGUGACCACACAGCUCAGCAGGGAUGCACGUGUGGUGGAAGAGCCAAGUGCAACACCAGCAAGAUCAGAAGACUUACCUUCUAGUCCUAAAGUGUCACUUGCUGCUGUGGAACGGAAAGAACAGAUGUCUGCUCAGGCGGUCGUGGAAGGUGGGCUGCAGAUUGAGAAGUCACUGGAGCCUGAGAUUUUGUCAACUCAGGAAGAUUUGUUUGACCAGAGCAACCAGACAGUAGCUUCUGAUGGUUGCUCUACUCCUAUGAGAGAGGAAGGUGAUUGUACUCUGGUUUCCACACCUGCCACCACUCUGCACCUCCUGCAGUUGUCUGGUCAGAGAUCUCUGGCUCAGGAGAGUCUUUCCACGAAUUCCUCAGAUGUUGUUGCUCCUUCCCCUGAUGCUUUCCGAUCGACCCCUUUUAUUGUUCCCAGCAGUCCCACCGAGCAAGAAGGGAGAAAAGAUGAGCCAAUGAAUAUGUCAGUGCUAGCUGAAGAGGGCCAAGCUCCAUUUCAGAAGAAACUCCAGGAUGAUGAACCAAUGGAAGUAGAAGAUAAUCCACUUGUGCAGGCUAAGCCUGCUGUGCUGCCUCAAGCCUCAACGCCAGUGUCACAGAGCACUCCAGUCUUUACUCCAGGAUCACUUCCUAUCCCUUCCCAGCCUGAGUUUUCUCAUGACAUUUUCAUUCCAUCACCAAGUUUAGAAGAUCGAUCAAAUGAUGGGAAGAAAGGUGGAGAUUUGCAUAGCUCAUCUUUGACUGUGGAGUGUUCCAAAGCUUCAGAGAGCGAACCAAAAAAUUCCACAGAGGAGCUUGGCCUGUCUUUGACAGGAGAUUCUUGUAAGUUGAUGCUUUCUGCAAGCGAGUAUAGUCAGUCCCCAAAGGUGGAGAGCUUAGGUUCUCAGAGGAUUGAUGAAGACGGAGAAAACACGCAGAUUGAGGACCCGGAGCCCAUGUCUCCGGUUCUUAAUUCUAAACUUGUUCCUGCUGAAAAUGAUGGUAUCUUGUUGAAUCCAGUGGAGGAUGGUCAAGCAGAAUUGAGUCAAAGUGAUGACAAAACAAAGGGAGAUGACGUGGAAGCCAGAGAUGAUGUUAGUGUUUUAGCCACUGGCUGCAAAGCCAGAGAAGACACUGUAGCAGAGGAUGUUUGUAUUGAUCUGACCUGCGAUUCAGGCAGUCAGGCCGUUCCUUCUCCGGCUGCUCGCUCUGAGGCGCUCUCUAGUGUGCUGGAUCAGGAGGAAGCUAUGGAAAUUAAACACCAUGCAGAAGAGGGGUCUUCGGGGUCCGAGGUGGAAGAAAUUCCUGAGACUCCCUGUGAAAGCCAAGGCGAGGAGCCCAAAGAAGAAAGCCUGGAGAGCAUCCCCUUGCACCUUUCUCUGACGGAAACUCAGUCCCAAGGAUUGUGUCUUCAAAAGGAAAUCCCCAAACAAGAAUGUUCCGAAGCUAUGGAAGUUGAAACCAGUGUGAUUAGUAUUGAUUCCCCCCCAAAGCUACCAGUACUGGACCAGGAACUGGAACCUAAGGAUCAGGAAGCUUGGGAAGAGGCUACCUCGGAGGACUCGAGUGUCGUCAUUGUGGACGUCAAGGAACCAUCUCCCAGGGUUGAUGUUUCUUGUGAACCUUUAGAGGGAGUGGAGAAAUGCUCCGAUUCCCAGUCAUGGGAAGAUGUUGCUCCAGAGAUAGAACCAUGUGCCGAGACCAGACUAGAUAAACAGGAAGAAAAGAACACAAAAUAUGAAGGAGACGCAAAAGCAGUGAUCGCAGAAAAGGAACCUACACAGGAAGACUCCUCGCAUCCUCCUUUGGCUUUAGAAAUAAGAGAUGAGCCUCCACAGACUGGCCAGGGCAUGCAACAGCCUCAGCCUCAGCCUCGAGAGAAAGUGGAUAAUGAAGUAACAGAAGACCCAAAAGUGACUACUAAUGGAAAGCGGCUGGACUCAGGUGGUGAGGCAAAGCAUUUCGACAAGGCCUCUGCCCACGUCUCGCAAAGCUUCUGUGAAAGUUCUAGUGAAACCCCAUUUCAUUUCACUUUGCCUAAAGAAGGUGAUAUUAUCCCACCAUUGGCUGGUGCAACCCCACCUCUUAUUGGGCACCUAAAAUUGGAGCCCAAGAGACACAGUACUCCUAUUGCCAUCAGCAACUUCCCGGAAAGCACCAUAGCAGCCAGCGAUGUCAUGUCGGAAAGCAUGAUGGAGACCAAUGAUCCUGUGCUUGGGAGUGGGAAGGGCGAUUCUGCGGCUGCCCCAGAAAUGGAUGAUAAAUUGUGUCUAAGAAUGAAACUAGUCAGUCCUGAGACAGAGGGGAGUGAAGAGUCUCUGCAGUUUACCCUGGAAAAGCCUGCAACUGGUGAAAGAAAAAAUGGAUCUGCUGCUGUUGCUGAGCCUGUUGCCAGUCCCCAGAAGACUGUGACUGUGUUCAGCUGCAUCUGUGAAGCCCGGCAAGAGGUCCAGGUGCGAAGUGAGGAUGCCCCCUCUGCACACAGCAGGGGGAGCUUGCUCCAUUUUCCAAGGAAUCAAGAAGAAGAGGAGAAAGACAAAUCGGAGGGUGACCAGAGGAACAGGCAGAUUGAGCACUCUGUGAAGCCCGUUAGUUCCGUCAAGGACGCUGCCUCUCCUCUCUCCCAGCAGAGGGCCACCCAGAGGCUGUCCUGUCCUCAAGAAGAAGCAAUGGAGACAGACGUGUUAGAAGGCCAGAAAGGAAGACGGGAUAUGAAUCAGGAAAAGCCCAGUAAGACCUUGACUGAAAGGGCCACCCAGAAUAACGUAGGAAUCCAGACCACAGAGCGUUCCCUGUGGGUCCCAGAAACUGCUUCAGCAGCAACCCAGACCAUAAAGAAUGUGUGUGAGCAGGGAACCAGUACAGUGGACCACAGCUCUGGGAAACAGGAUGCCACGGUGCAGACGGAGAAGGGGAGUGGUGAGAAGCCCAUCAGUACUCCUGGGGAUGACACCGAGUCUCUGCACAGCCAGGGAGAAGACGAGUAUGAGAUACCGCAGCCUCCGCGGGGCCACGUCCUGCAUCGGCACAUGAGGACGAUCCGGGAAGUGCGCACGCUCGUCACCCGGGUCAUCACAGAUGUGUAUUACGUGGACGGAGCAGAAGUAGAAAGAAAAGUAACCGAGGAAACUGAAGAGCCCAUUGUAGAGUGUCAGGAGUGUGAGACUGAAGUGUCCCCGUCACAGACUGGGGUCUCCUCGGGUGACCUGGGGGAUAUCAGCUCCUUCUCCUCCAAGGCGUCCAGCUUACACCGCACGUCAAGUGGGACGAGUCUCUCAGCCAUGCACAGCAGUGGCAGCUCAGGGAGAGGAGCCGGACCACUCAAAGGGAAAACCAGCGGGACAGAGCCCGCAGAUUUUGCCUUACCCAGCUCCCGAGGAGGCCCAGGAAAACUGAGUCCUAGAAAAGGGGUCAGUCAGACAGGGGCGCCAGUGUGUGAGGAGGAUGGUGAUGCAGGCCUUGGCAUCAGACAGGCAGGGAAGGCUCCAGUCACGCCUCGUGGGCGCGGGCGAAGGGGCCGCCCGCCUUCUCGGACCACUGGAACCAGAGAAACAGCUGCACCUGGCCCUCUGGGCAUAGAAGACAUCUCACCGAGCAUGUCACCAGAUGAUAAGUCCUUUACCCGAAUUGUACCCCGGGUGCCAGACUCCAGCAAACGGGCAGAAGGGGGUGCUGCUGCUUUGCGUCGUAGUGAUUCUCCAGAAAUUCCUUUCCAGACUACUGCUAGCUCCUCGGAUGGCUUAGAUGCCUCCUCUCCCGGGAACAGCUUUGUAGGGCUUCGUGUUGUCGCCAAGUGGUCAUCCAAUGGCUAUUUUUAUUCUGGGAAAAUCACACGAGAUGUUGGAGCUGGGAAGUAUAAAUUGCUCUUUGAUGAUGGCUACGAGUGCGAUGUGUUGGGCAAAGACAUCCUCCUGUGUGACCCCAUCCCGCUGGAUACUGAAGUGACAGCGCUCUCAGAGGAUGAAUAUUUCAGCCCAGGAGUGGUGAAAGGGCACCGGAAGGAGUGCGGCGAGCUGUACUAUAGCAUCGAGAAGGAAGGCCAGCGGAAGUGGUACAAGCGCACGGCUGUCAUCUUGUCCUUGGAACAAGGAAACAGACUGAGAGAGCAAUAUGGACUUGGCCCUUACGAGGCAGUCACGCCCCUCACAAAAGCAGCUGAUAUCAGCUUAGACAAUUUGGUGGAAGGGAAGCGGAAGCGGCGCAGUAAUGUCAGCUCCCCAGCCACCCCCACUGCCUCCAGCAGCAGCACCACCACCCCUGUCCGGAAGGUCGCGGACAGUUCUCGGACCUCCGCGGGCAUUCCCUCCGGCAAAAGGAGGCUGAUGGCCUCGGAGGAGGAGCGCUCACCUGCCAAGCGGGGCCGCAAGGCUGCGGCUGCGAAGCCCGGUGCUGUGGGGGCCGGAGAGUGUGCGAGCCCCUGCGAGGGUGGGGAUCACGCUGCUGAACCCUCUGCUGUGGAUGAGCCCAGGGGGCCUUUACCGCUAAACAAGACCUUGUUUCUGGGCUAUGCCUUUCUCCUCACCAUGGCCACAACUAGCGACAAGCUGGCGAGCCGCUCCAAGCUGUCUGAUGGUCCUACAGGAAGCAGUGAGGAAGAGGAAGAAUUCUUAGAAAUUCCUCCUUUCAACAAGCAGUACACAGAGUCGCAGCUUCGAGCAGGAGCUGGCUAUAUCCUGGAAGAUUUCAAUGAAGCCCAGUGUAACACAGCCUACCAGUGUCUCCUCAUCGCAGACCAGCAUUGCCGAACCCGGAAGUACUUCCUGUGCCUUGCCAGUGGGAUCCCUUGUGUGUCUCAUGUCUGGGUCCAUGACAGUUGCCAUGCCAACCAGCUCCAGAACUACCGUAAUUAUCUGUUGCCAGCGGGGUACAGCCUCGAGGAGCAAAGAAUCCUGGAUUGGCAGCCUCGUGAAAACCCGUUCCAGAACCUGAAGGUACUCCUGGUGUCAGACCAGCAGCAGAAUUUCCUGGAGCUGUGGUCCGAGAUCCUCAUGACUGGUGGAGCAGCCUCCGUGAAGCAGCAUCAUUCAAGUGCCCAUAACAAAGAUAUUGCUUUAGGGGUCUUUGACGUGGUGGUGACGGACCCCUCGUGCCCUGCCUCGGUGCUGAAGUGUGCCGAAGCCUUGCAGCUGCCUGUGGUGUCACAAGAGUGGGUGAUCCAGUGCCUCAUUGUUGGGGAAAGAAUUGGAUUCAAGCAGCAUCCAAAAUACAAACAUGAUUAUGUUUCUCACUAAAGAUACUUGGUCUUAAGCUGUUUCGUUCCCUGCUAUUGUGGAGAUUGUGUUUUAACCAGGUUUUAAAUGUGUCUUGUGUGUUACUGGGUUCUUGCAUGGAUCUUGUAUAUAGUUUUAUUUGCUGGACUUUUAUGAUAAAAUAAAUGUUGAAUCUUUUUGGUUGUAAUAACUGGGAUUUUAUCUCUGUGUAGUGACUGAGUUUUAGUUCAGACAGAACCCUCUGCUUCCUUGUUAGGCCUUUGUUCAGGAUUGGUAGCCAAAGCAAUAGAAAGUUAAGAGUAAACUGCUCUGUGGUGUCGCUGUCAAAAGGUUAACCCAGGCUGUCUCAUGUUGUUUGCCUAAACUUGAUUUAAAAAUAAGUGAAUGCCUUGAUUAAUAGUUGUGCCAAAUAUUGAUUGGAAGUAGGGGCAGCUUUCAGUUUAACAGUUUAAAGCAGCUGUCUGUCUCUCCUUAGAGCUGGGCUGUCCUGCACUCCUACAGCCACAAUGGAAAAGGAGCAAUUGCCGAUGGAGCCUGUGGCGGGACUCCGUAAGAUCCGUGCGGGGCCACUUGGAAACUUGAAACACUCAAGUGAAAAUCCAGUGGUUUUGCUGCCUUGUGGCUGCUGGAAACCACUUCUUCCCUCCUCCUCCCCUGGCAUGUAUGUGUCAUGCCUGAUGAUGUCCCCCAUUCUUCAGU